Hydatigera taeniaeformis is the source of this 966-nucleotide messenger RNA. The record is from the annotation of a GenBank genome assembly. NCBI's taxonomy places the organism in Eukaryota, Metazoa, Platyhelminthes, Cestoda, Cyclophyllidea, Taeniidae.
AUGCAGCAUAUUCAGAGUUCACAGGACUAUGCGCUGAUGCGUUACGCCACUGUGGUCCCGGCGUGGUUCCACCUCGCUUUUGCCAAUGCCACGCCCCCGCCAUUGGAGGCUCGAUGGGCGGGGCAGUCGAGGACCACCGCUGCCCUCCGAUGGCCUUCCGCCUUCCGCGAAAUCGCUGACUCUGCGAACAGAACCCUUGGUGUUCUAGACACUCUCAUCGGGAAUCAAUGGCGUGCUGGCGGUCCCUCCUUUUCCCGUACUUCCAUUAGAUUUCUUACUCAUCGUCAAUUCAUUUUGGAUGCUGCGAGUUACCUGAACAAACUGGUGACCAAUAUGUCACUGUCGCUGCGUCCGGUCAAUACUCAACUUUAUAAUCCUCCUGAAAAGCAACAUCUGGCCCGUCUGGUUGGUCUCAUGAUUGCUGUUGGUCUAGACUGGGUUCCUCAGCAGGUCACUGAUACAAACGAUCCCGUGUAUCAUCUUGAACCACCUUUGGAUGCCUUGGCUCAGUUCUCCUUUUCCAUGGGGUCUUCUGAUAUGACUUCCCUUCCCUACGCCACAAAGCAGAUGUUGGCACGUGAAUUGGCUAUGGAAAGAAUGCGCCGCGCCGAGGCUGCAAACUUGCCCUCUGAGUUGGCAGUGGAGAGUGAUGCCAAAGGUAACGUUUCGAUGCUGCCAGGUGCUACCGCUGUCAGGAAAAGAAAAUCCACGCCAACUUUCGAUUCUUUCAUGGCUGCUAGAUUGGCACCAAAGGCAGCCCCUUUGGACAUCACCGUUGAAAAAAAGGUUAGAAGGGACUUUUUUGGUCGCCCAAUUGUAGGCACAUCGGAGAAAUUUGAGUCAAAAGAAAAUCAAACGCCUACCGCUGACAACCCUAUUAACAAGACAAUCUUCUUCAAAUUUAACACCGGCUACUCAAAUGCUGUCCGUCGACCAUUCUCUAUAAAUAACUUUCUCACCAAAUGA